UGAAGCGUUGAAGGUGAGCAAAGCUGCAGAACCCUAACCUCGCCUUAAACCCCAUAUCCCUUCCUUCUAUUGCAGGGCUCCGCGUACUGCGUACAUUUCUCUCUUUCUCAUAGUUAAUCACGUGAACACAGAGAAAUGGUGUGGUUUCAAUGCGAAGAUUGCGGAGAGAACCUGAAGAAGCCGAAGCUCCCAAAUCACUUCAGGAUCUGCUCCGCUAGCAAGCUUUCCUGCAUUGAUUGCGGACAAACUUUCGGGCAGCAGAGCGUUCAGGGCCACACGCAGUGUAUCACUGAGGCGGAAAAAUAUGGUCCAAAGGGCCAAGGGAACACUCCGACUGCUCCGACUGCCAAGCCCAACAAGAACUCAAAGCAACAACCUGAUAUUGAUAUAAAUGUUGGGUUGUCAGAACGCCCACCUUGGUUUUGUAGUCUCUGCAAUACCAGUGCUACAAGUAAGCAAGCCCUGCUUCUCCACGCUGAAGGAAAGAAGCACAGGGCAAAAGCCCGAGCUUUCCAUGCUAAAAAAAACCCACCUAAGCAGACAGAAGAAUCCACUCCAGAUGCACAACUUCAUAGUGGUGACGCUCAAAAGGAUGAAUUGGUUGCCAAUGGACAUGCAAAGGAACCAAAACUGCCAGAUCCACCUAAAGCUGACAUUGUGCGUAACAACUUAGAAUCAGAUAAAGGAGCUGCUCCAUCAAAGAAAAAGAGAAAAUUUGAGGGAUCUGUGAAGGAUGGUUUAAGGAAAAAGACUAAGGAUGAUACCUCAAGUGACUUAGGUAAUGGGGAAGUGAUUCAUGGUGAAAAAGAAGCAGCAGCAGAAACAAAGAGUCCAUUGAAGGAUGAUGAGUUGGCAGAAUCUAGCUCAGCCAAAGAAGAUACCAAAGAGAAAAUAAAGUGGAGGAAGUUGAUCACAUCAGCCUUGAAAUCUAAUCCUGAUGGAGUUCUGAAGAUGAGAAAACUAAGGAAAGUUGUUCUCAAGGCUCUACGGGAAUCUGGCAUAACAGAAGAUGAAUCCAAACUCAUUGAUAUACUUGAGCACAAGAUCAAUUCAAGCUCCAGAUUCACUAUAGAGAAGAAAUAUGUCCAUCUGGUGGCCAGAGAUUGAACACAUUUUUAUGUGUAAUUUCCCCAAUCCAGCUUUUGCAGGCAUUUUCUCUCAUUUAAUGAAGAAUGAAGCUGAGCCGGUUCUCCUUUUGUACGUGGCUUCCAUUUUCGGUUUAAAUCUUCUGCUCGAUAAUGUUUUCGAAAGAAAUAUAUUGAUCUUCAAUUUUGUCAAGAAAACAAUCCAUUUUUUGUACUGCCUUCUCAAGAGAAGAGUUUUGUGCUUUUUUGUUACGCAUUUCUAGUAAAUUUUUGACUUUGCAUUUUCGAA
Messenger RNA from Carya illinoinensis, 1374 nucleotides. RefSeq names its product UBP1-associated proteins 1C. Bases 136 to 1107 code for a protein of 323 amino acids. Gene Ontology annotation, cellular component: nucleolus. The record is from RefSeq and is a predicted model, not a curated record. Gene Ontology annotation, biological process: negative regulation of transcription by RNA polymerase II; rRNA processing. Gene Ontology annotation, molecular function: zinc ion binding; DNA binding. Lineage: Eukaryota; Viridiplantae; Streptophyta; Magnoliopsida; Fagales; Juglandaceae. The transcript has 6 exons.